This is a messenger RNA of Adineta steineri, 1971 nucleotides long. Lineage: Eukaryota; Metazoa; Rotifera; Eurotatoria; Adinetida; Adinetidae. The record is from the annotation of a GenBank genome assembly.
AUGGAUUCAAAUAAUAUUUCAUCAUCAAAUAUGGGUGAUGGAAACCAUGGAGAAUUUAUUCAUCAUUCAAGUCAAUCAUCUCAAAAUACAAUCACAGCAUUUUUAGCAAAAUUAUGGGCACUUGUUAAUGAUGCAUCAUGUGAUGAUCUUAUUAGUUGGGAUCCAUCGGGUGGUUCAUUUCAUGUAUAUGAUCAAGCAAGAUUUUCACGUGAAAUUUUACCAAGAUAUUUUAAACAUAAUAAUUUUGCAUCUUUUAUACGUCAAUUAAAUAUGUAUGGUUUUCGAAAAAUAUCUAAUAUUGAACAUGGUUCAUUGAAAAACGAACGAGAUGAUAUUGAAUUUGCACAUGCACAUUUUAUUCGAGGACAAGAAUCACUUUUAGAAUUAAUUAAAAGACGUGCACCAGAGACCCAACAAAGAUCUAACACACAAGGAGGUAUCAAUCCAUCAUCUGCGCUUGUUGCUACGGAUUAUCUUGAUUCUAAAUCAGGUCGUUCGAUGGAAUAUUUACAUUUACUUGAUGAUGUACGAAGUUUACAAACCAAACAAACAUCAUUAAGUGAUAAACUUUCAUAUAUGCAAACUGAAAAUCAAGCACUAUGGACUGAAAUUGGUUCAUUAAGACAAAAACAUUCGAAACAACAACAAAUCGUUUCGAAAUUAAUGGAAUUUCUUUUACAUUUUAUCUCAACGAAUUCACAACAUUCUCAUGAUGAGUCAGUUGAACAACAAACAUCUAAUGAUGUUCCAAUAACUGAUGUAAAUCAUCCACAAAAAGGACAAGGUCAACAUCAAAUAAAUAAUUCUUCAUUAGUAGCAAAUGAUCAAGGUUUAUCACCAAAUACUCUUAAACGUAAACAUUCUGCACUUAUGCAUGGUGAUGAAUCAAAUAAACGAACACCUAUGCAACAACAACAACAACAACAACAGCAACAAUUUUCACAUCCACCUAAUCUUGGUAGACAACAAAGUGUAACAAUCAAUGAAUUAGCAGAUAAUGAUACAACUGUAUGGCAUCAUACAACGAAUACACCCCCAUUAAUUGAUUUUGUUCCAUCACCACCACAGUCAACACAUAGUACAGAUGAUAACUAUCAACAACAACCACAUGAUUAUCGAUGGACAACUUCAUCAAAUGAACUUAUUAAUCCUAAUGUACAUGAUCAAAAAAAUAAUAACUUUCAAGCAGUUGGCAACGGAGAUAAAACUGGAAAUGCUUAUGUACCUGAUUUUUUCUUACGAACUGAUAAUACGAACGACACAAAUUCAAAUAUUGGACAAGCAAAUGGAGGAAAAUCAAUAGGCCUUAAAACGUCUAGUAUAAAUCCAACCCAACAAGUUCAACUUCCACCAAUAUUAAAACAAGAAUUAAUUGAACUUCCAAAUAAUAAUCCGAUUGUAAAUCGUGGUCAAUCACCAACAUUAUAUUCACAAAAUCAACAACAACAUAAAAUAGGUGAAACAAAUAGUCAACUUAGUUUCAACCUUGAUGAUAUAACAGGUGAUGUUGAUCAUAUUCAAUCAUCACUUGAUAAUAUUCGUGAUUUAAUGUUCGAUAAUUUACCGGAUGGUACAUCAAUUGACGAUUUAUUUGGAGCAGAUAAUGAAUUACUUUUACCACUAUUACAGGCAGUAUCAACUGAUGGUCAAACACCAAAUUUACUUUUAGAAAAUAUCAACGAUCAAAAUUUAACAACAGGUGAGAAUCAACCUGAAAAUCUUUCAACAACAACAAAUUCGCAAUCUGUUCCUAAUGUCAGCAAUCAUUUACUUGAACAAUUAAUAUCAGAAACAGCUAAACUUGAAGAACAACAAAAUGCAAUCAAUCAAUUAGUACGUGACAAAUCUGAUUUACAAGAUAAAAUUCAUAUUCUCGAACAACAAAAUACAAUCAGUCAAUUGGAACGUGAAAAAUCCGAUUUAGAAGAUAAAGUUCAUAUUCUCGAACAACAAACAGCAAAACGACAAUAA